CAAUAUCGCAACUAAAAUAAGUCAAAAUAAACAUUUUCGACGUUUGAAGCAUUCAAUUUUGUGCGGAUUGUGAAGCAUCGAACUUGGAAGUGUUUUUAAUAUUUAUGCAAACUAUAUUUAAAUACAUUUGUAAAUAGAGUUUUCUGUUAAAAAUGAGCUACUCACUUCGCCCGCCAUAUUCGUCCGACUCGGAUGAGGACGACAAAUUCUACUACGGUUCUACGGUUCCAGAAGAGGAUAAAUACAAGAACCGUUUCCAUUGGAUACCACAAAGCGAAAAUAGUCUGUAUGAUGUAGUAAAGGAGGGAGAUAUAAAACGUCUGAAGGAAAAAAUUAUUAAUGAGCAAAUCGACGUAGAUGCAGUAAUUAAUGAUUCAACCCUAUUGUUAAUUGCGUGUAAAGAAGGAUAUCUAGAUAUUGUUAAAUUUCUAAUACUUGAGCAGAAAGCCAAUGUCAAUAAGCAGGUUGAUUCAAUAACUCCUUUGAUGAAUGCAUGUGAUUCUUAUAACAAAGAUAAACAGAUCGUAGGAGAAAUUGUUUUAAUAUUGGUCACCAAUGGUGCUGUAAUCAAUGUUUCUAGCAAAUACGGUGUAACGCCAUUUAUGCUUGCUUGCAAAAAUGGAUUUCGAAAUGUUGUAUCUAUGUUAAUAAAAGAUGCUUCGCUUGAAUCAGUGGACAAUUUUGGUUACUCUCCAAUAUUUUUUGCUAUAGAGGGUAAUCACGAGGACAUUGUAAAGAUGUUAGUUGAUGUAGGUGUAUCUUUAACUACGCCAAAUGGCAAAGGAUAUACACCUCAUUUGUUUGCUGAAUAUCAUGGACAUUUUAAUAUUUUGGAAUUAUUACCAAAAAAGGAAGAAGUAUAUCAUGUUCCAAUAAAAUAUAAACAAUACAAUUCUAUACGUGAUCAUAUACCACAAUUGUUCUUGAAAUCGGAAUGCCCAGAAUAUUUUCCAGAAAUAAGCUCAAUUUUAAAGUCUGUUGGUAUGGAAAAACUUUUAGAAUAUUUUGCUAAAGGAAAUGUCUCAUUAGCAGAAUUCUUAUGCAUGACAGACGAGGAGUUAAAGGCACUUGGAAUUAAACUUCCAUUCUAUCGUACUAAAAUAGCGCUUAUUUUGUUAGAUUAUCAUUUAUAUCACUGGUCAGCUAAAGCUAUUGGCGUGGUAAAGAAGUCAGAAACAGAGAAGUUUAGUGAUAUAUUCAUGAUCGCUGCCAAUCAUUUACAACAAAUAAUAAUAACAAAAGCUUCGUUACGUUAUAUUACAAAGAACAUACAAAGAGGCCAGCUUGGAACUGUAGAAAACGAAGAUUUAAGGCAAUUCAGCAAUGCUUUUAAGGCUUAUCGCAAAGAGUUAGAGAAAUUUAGCAAAAUUGUUAAAUAUUUAAGAUCAUUCAGUCCCAAAAAGAACAUAUUGCAUAUCGACUUUGAUGAAAUUGUAGCUGAACGUAAAGCACGUAGAAUCAAGAGAUAUGCUGUUUUAACAAGUUUAUUAAUCGGUGUAUCAGCUUUGGCGUAUUAUAAAUUUAAAUAAAUCUAAGCUGUAUCUCUGUUAAUAUUUUUUUACCUUUACAAAAAUAGACAAACUAA
Messenger RNA from Teleopsis dalmanni, 1585 nucleotides. RefSeq lists its product as uncharacterized. Gene Ontology annotation, molecular function: protein binding. Gene Ontology annotation, cellular component: pi-body. NCBI's taxonomy places the organism in Eukaryota, Metazoa, Arthropoda, Insecta, Diptera, Diopsidae. The record is from RefSeq and is a predicted model, not a curated record. Bases 153 to 1529 code for a protein of 458 amino acids. Gene Ontology annotation, biological process: piRNA processing. The transcript is spliced from 6 exons.